Lizanozyma spartinae is the source of this 3408-nucleotide messenger RNA. Its product is annotated as translation initiation factor eIF4G. The transcript has a single exon. Gene Ontology annotation, cellular component: eukaryotic translation initiation factor 4F complex. The record is from RefSeq and is a predicted model, not a curated record. Gene Ontology annotation, molecular function: translation initiation factor activity; protein binding; mRNA binding. Bases 1 to 3408 code for a protein of 1135 amino acids. NCBI's taxonomy places the organism in Eukaryota, Fungi, Ascomycota, Pichiomycetes, Serinales, Debaryomycetaceae.
AUGGCUGAUUCCUCAAAGGAAGAGGGUUCUGUACCCGAUAUUACUGGUGCUAGUGCUGCUGGUACUUCUACCACCAGUAGUGCUAGUGCUGCCAGUGCUGGUACUCCUUCCAGUAAACAAGGAUAUCCUCAGCAUCACAACCAAACUACUCAAUACGGCAACAACUAUGGCUCAUAUAGUGGAGGAUCUGGUCACUACUAUAAUAAGAACAGUAGCUCUGGAAAUAACACCAACGGUGGUGCCUCUAAUACCAACCCAUAUACUAAUAAGGGAAAGCAUUACACUUCUAAUAGACAAGGUGGUGGUUAUAAUGGAGGGUCUAACCAAAAUACUGGAAAUACCUCCCUAAACUCGUCAACUUCCGGUAAUUCUAAUGGUGGUAACAAUGCUAAUGCUCCAACCAACAAUGCUUCUGGUUCUGGUUCUGGUCCUAACCAGAAUCAAAAUAGACCUCAUUUCAAUAAUAGAAAGAAUUACCAAUCAAAGCAUCACCAUCAUCAGCAACAAAACAACCAACAGUACAAUGGAGGCAAUGUCUAUAACCAAUAUCCUGUUUAUCCUACCAAUUUACCAUAUUAUUAUUAUGGAGUACCAAUGUACCCCUCUGGUCAGCCACAAUAUCCAGUUAUGGCUGCAGCUUUGGCUGCCCAGCAACAACAAGCUCCUGUGACAAGUCCUAACAAUAUUUCUCAGGCUCCUUCAGGUUCAACUGCUGCUGGCAACUCACCCAUGUUGGCCAAUGCUACUACCAACACUGGAAGUAAGAUCAAAAUCACAGAUAAGGAAGGUAAAUCUAUAGAUUUUGAUGAAAAGAAAAAGCUUUCGUCAUCAUCUACUCCUCAAAAUUCUCCUAUUCCUUCAAAACCACUGUUUGUCCCUACUCCAGUGGUAGAUUCAACUUCGGUUCCAGUUUCUACUCCUUUGGCUGAGCCGGCAGCUGCCACUCCAGCUAAAACUGCUCCAGCUAAGACUGCUGAACUUAAUAGUGUUGCAGAACAAUUCAAGAGAAUGGUUAUGGCCAAAGCUGCAGAAAAGAAGGCCGCGGAGCAGAAGGCUGCUGAUUCAAAACCAAAAGUCGCAUCUGAACAACCUAAAGUAGAAAAGGAUGAGCCAAAGGAACAACCAAAGGAAGAACCAAAGGAACAACCAAAGGAAGAACCAAAGGAACAACCAAAGGAAGAACCAAAGGAACAACCAAAGGAAGAACCCAAGGAAGAACCAAAGGUAGAACCAAAGGAAGAACCAAAGGAAGAAACUAAGCAAGAGCCAAAGGAAGAACCAAAGGAAGAACCAAAGGAAGAACCAAAGGAAGAACCAAAGGAAGAACCAAAGGAAGAACCAAAGGAAGAACCAGAACAAGAGUCCAAACAAGUUCCAGUUGAAGAAACAAAGGAGAUUUCAAUUGAAGAAUCGAAGGAAGAAUCAACUGAAGAAUCCAAGGAAGACACAACUGCUGUUGUCCAAGAAACCCCCGCAUCUGAGAUUAUUGCUUCUGAAGAGACUACUAAUACUCCUACUACUACUACUGAAGAGAAGUCUGAAGAGACCCCUGAUGUUGUUAAGAGAGUGCAAAUAUCUGAGGAGCAACCACAAGUGGCUGAAUCAGUAGAUGAAGUUGAAUCUGAAACCCGUGGUACUGCUGAAGGUGAAACUGAAGAGUCUACUUCAUCAUUCAAUACCACAGACUUUCUCAAUAGAGUUCAAAACAUAGCCCAAUUUAUUGAAGACCCCGUUUCUAUGUCAUACCCUGAAGGGUUCCAAGCCGUUGAUAAGAAUCGUCAAUUGGCUUCCAAGAAGUACCGUUAUGAUCCUCAAUUUUUAAUGCAAUUUAAGGGUGUUGUAACUUAUGACGUUGAUGCCGAAUGGAAGGCCAAGUUAGACCUGUUGGGUAUUAAGAAAGCUGGACCUUCUACUGGUGGUGGUAGACCUAUGAAUAAAGGAGGUAAUCUUGGUGGAGGUAGAUUCAAUUCGUUAGGACGUGGAGGUCAAUUUAAUGAAAGCAGACAAAACUCUCGUAGUGGAUCUAAGAAGAGAGGACCUGGCAAUGGACUGUCAAGAGACAAAUCUCGUAGAGGUGGAAACCACAGUAGAAGAAGAGAUAGAGAAUCUAGAGGAGAUGAAGAAGAAGCUAAACCAGUGGAAGAAGUCAAACCAUUGGAAAAGCUGGCCAAUAGAUGGGUCCCCCGUUCUAGAGCCAAGAAGGAAGAAACAAAGACUCAUCCAGAUGGAUCUGAGAUUCUUGAACCUGAGGAUAUUGAACGUAAGGUGAAAUCUUUAUUGAAUAAGUUAACGUUGGAAAUGUUUGAACCUAUUUCUUCUGAUAUUUUGAAGAUCACUGAACAAUCUAAAUGGGAAGAAGAUGCUAAGACUUUGAAAUUGGUUAUUCAAUUAACCUUUGCUAAAGCCUGUGAUGAACCUUAUUGGUCAUCAAUGUAUGCACAAUUGUGUGCACGCAUGGUUAAAGAAACACCAGAUGAAAUCAAAGAUACUACUAAUAUUGUUAAACAAACUGGUGAACCCGCUAAAGGUGGUGAUUUAACUAGAAGAAUAUUACUUGCAACUUGUCAAACUGAAUAUGAAAAGGGCUGGGUUGAUAAGUUACCUACUAAUGCUGAUGGUUCACCAUUAGAACCGGAGAUGAUGUCUGAAGAAUAUUAUCAAAUGGCCACUGCCAAAAGAAGAGGUCUUGGUUUGGUUAAAUUCAUUGGUCACUUAUUCAUUUUAGGGAUGUUGAAUGAUCGAGUGAUUGUUGGAUGUUUGAAAGAUCAAUCAUCCAAUAUUUUAGAUCCGCUGGAAGAUACAUUAGAAAAUUUGGCACAAUUAUUACAAACUGUUGGUAAGAGAUUAGAUGGUAUAAACUCCCAAAUCUUGGAGAUUGUAUUCAACAAUAUUAAAUUGAUUUUGGAGAAUGUUAAAUUGUCCUCAAGAAUCAAAUUUAUGUUGAUGGAUUUACAAGAUUUAAGAUCAGCUAGAUGGAUAUCCAAGAAGGAUGAUGCAGGACCCAAGACCAUUCAAGAGAUUCAUGACGAAGCUGAACGGAAGAAACUAGAAGAUGAAAAGGUAUCGAUGGAAAGAAGAAGAAAGAGGCAUAAUGACCCCAGAGGUAACUCUUCAAGAGGUGGAUCAUCUUGGGGAUCUGGAAACAACAAUAGCAACAACAACAAUAACAACUAUAACAACAACAGUAUGAAACGUAGUGAUUCAAAAGUUCCAUUGAAGGGAAGUGGAGACUUUAUAACUGUCCCCACUUCCAAAUCACAAUCUUCUCGUGGUUCGCCUGCUGUUGAUUUACAAAGAGAAGCUUCCAAGAGAACUGAUUCCGUGGCAUCAAAUAUGUUUGCUGCUUUAGGAGAUCAUCAUGAUGAAUCUGACUCUGAAGAAGAAGUUGCUCCAGCCAAUGAUGCAUAA